AAACAUGAAACAACAAACUCCGGUUCGUCAGUCGUCGGUUAUUCAAUAUUCAGUAUUUCAGUCGUUGUAGGCUAUCCCGUAUCCGAUCGUUUGUGUUUCUUCGGUUUCAGUUUUUAUUCUACUGUUAACCAUUUUUAACGUUAACGUCUGAUUGUGGCGAUCGGUCGAUUAUCGUUUUCCCCGUUUUAUGUAACUUUUAGCUGUGGUCGCAGUCGUGUAUCACCGUCGUGCACUCGUGCGUUGUUCACUCGUUCGUAACGUAAUGGCCGCCGCCCGGCGACCCGUACGUCGUUCGCGUAGUUCGAAAACGCGUGCUUGGUAAUUUUUUUCUACCCGACCGCGACGUAAUUGUUUCGCGCAGUUCAUAUAAAUCAUUGGUAUUUUGUUUACAACGCUCAAAUUGUCUGUAUACUCUUUUAAUUUUCUCUGGAUGUCUAUGUCAAAUAAGAUGGGUGUCUGUUUUCUUUGCGAUUCAAAAUUGUAUGGCGAACGUACACGAGUAUGUUCAAGCAUUACACCACAUAGUAAUGUACCGUACCCAGAAAAAAUUGUUGAGCUUAUGGGAGAUGAAUUUGUAGUUAUUGUAACCCCUGCUGAUCACAUGUGCAAGAAAUGUACCUCACUUUUAACUCAUUUAGACAAGUUGGAAAAUGAUCUGAAACUUGUUAAAAAUGCAAUGUUGUCAUAUAUACAAAAGAAAUAUGGAAUAUUGCCUCCUGAUCAAGCUGUUAAGGGUGUUGAGAUUGUCAAUGGWCAUUUAAAGGCAGAGGAACAACUAGAACAAGGUCAGCGUAAAGUACCUAGUGGCCUGACAGUAGGGGUUUCUCCUACUGUAUCUACCACUGCCGUUGCAACUCCGGUGCAAACCCCAUUAAAAUUAUUAAAAACACAACAGCAGCAGCAACAACAACAGCACCAACCACAACAACAACAACAACAGCAACCACCUCAGGAAAGUGCUAACAAAAUGAAAAUAUAUAAGUGUGGCUUUUGUACAUUCCAAUCGAAAGAGCURGGACAUGUUCGAUUCCAUAUGCGCACUCAUAUGAACAAAAAGGAGCCAGAAAAACCUAUCCWUAAUCAAGCAGCUGCUAAAACAUUGACUCCGGUACCGCAACAGAAAAAACGACUUUAUAGAUGUCAAGUAUGCUCUAAAUCCUUUGAUAGCCGAAUUAAUUGUCUUGAUCACAUUCAGAAAGACCAUAAUCAGCCAACUCCAUCAACCUCGAAUGGAGAAAGAGAAACUGAAAGCUCUCGUCCAGCUAAAACUAAAGUUAUGAAACCAGAAACAUCCAAAACUCAAGAAAAUAAUCAGCCAGCAGAGACUCCUAUGGAUGUAGACGAAAAUCAACAGGAUAACAAUAAAAGCACUGUAGAUACGGAUAUGAUGUUGAAUGAUAAUGUUCCWACUGAAGGAUCUGCAGAUGUUGGAAAAGAAGAAGAAACUGAAAAUGCCGGUGAAGGAGAUAAAACUGAAAACUCUCGGGAAAAAAAGACUGUUAAAGAAGCUAAAUCGGUAAAAAAAUCUGAGUCUGCACAAGAAGCUGCUGAAGCAGACGAAGAGGAUGAAGAUACAGCCGUGCCCGAACAAGAAGAAGGUGAUCAAGAAACUCCUGGUAGCAUUGAAAAAGAAGUUAAUGAUGACAAUGCGAAUGCGGAAAACAAAACUGGGGAUUUAGACAUAGAAUCAAUGUUAGCUGCAAUCCAUAAUGAUAAUCCUUCAACUAACGCUGGAGAUACCCAAAGCAAAUCUUAGGAUUAAUAGACSCUAAUUAAAAGUUAGUAAUCAAAUUUAUAUUUAUAAGUAUCAGUUUCAGAAUUCAAAAUUUAUUCCUCUGUUUGGCAGUUUCUUUUACAUAUUAUAAAUAACUUUAGAAUGAUAGAAAUUAAGAGACUAUCACUUAUCAUAAUCUUAUAAGUUAAAUCACUAUUUUUUCUUUUUUAAAUUACUAAAGAGAUUUAGAUGAGGAAUACAAUAUAAAUGAAAUUAAA
This is a messenger RNA of Diuraphis noxia (Russian wheat aphid), 1992 nucleotides long. RefSeq lists its product as uncharacterized. Lineage: Eukaryota; Metazoa; Arthropoda; Insecta; Hemiptera; Aphididae. The record is from RefSeq and is a predicted model, not a curated record.